CCUCCCACCCCCCCCCCCGUCCGUCCGUCCCACCCACGAUCCAGGAUGGAGAACCGCGCCGAGCAGCCCGAGGCCCCCGGCGGCGGAGAGCAGCAGCAGCCCGGCGAUCGCGGAGCCCCUGGUCGGACCCUGUCGGAAGUGAUGCCAGCGCCUCGAAAUGAACAGACGGCGUCCUUGGGGGGGAAGGCAGAGGCUCAGUCCGGCCGCCAGACCCCGCCAGCCCUCCAUCCAGCAGUCCUGUCUCAGCCAGCUGCAGCUGCGACACUGCCAGCCCCAAAUGAACUCGCUGGUGCCAAGACCCCCACCACACCUGUCUCGGAAGCACGUUCUGCCCUCCGGACUCGCCAGCCCAGCCCCCUGCCUGCUGCCCCACUUCCAGAAGCAGAGACCUUGCCUCCUAAGAGUGAUCGCCCCCCACCCAUCGGAGCCCCGAGUCCGCCUCAAACAGAGGAGACGCGUGGCAGUACCCGUCUGCCCCCCAAAAGCGAGCAGCCUCCCCCUGCCCAAGGUUCAGGCACUGCCAGGACAAAACAAGAUUCUCAAAAGGCCCAGGCGAGACACAGAAUGGCCCGGGAGCGUCGUGAAGAACGAGCCAAACAUCUGGCUGCCAAACGGGCAGUGUGGUUGGAGAAGGAAGAGAAGGCCCGCAUGCUGAGGGAAAAACAGCUGGAAGAGAGACGGAGGAGGCUGGAGGAGCAGCGAGUGCGAGCAGAGAAGCGGCGAGCCGCCCUGGAAGAACGCCAGCGCCAAAAGGUGGAGAGGAACAAGGAGCUCUACGAAGCUGCCAUCCAGCGCUCAGUGAAGAAAACCUGGGCUGAAAUCCGGCAGCAGCGAUGGUCGUGGGCUGGGGCGCUGCACCAGGGCUCCCCAGUUCACAAGGAGGGUGCAAGCAGGUGCUCACUCUCUGCUGUAAAUCUCCCCAAACAUGUGGACUCUAUAAUCAACAAGCGCCUCUCCAAAUCUUCUGCCACUCUCUGGAACUCACCCAGUAGAAAUCGUAGUCUCCAACUUAGUGCUUGGGAGAGCAGCAUCGUGGACCGGCUGAUGACCCCGACUCUCGCCUUCUUGGCCCGCAGCAGAAGUGCUGUGACGCUGGCCGGCAAUGGCAAGGAGCAGGUACCCAUGUGCCCCCGCUCGGCUUCUGCCAGCCCUGUAAGCCCCUGCAAAAACCAGCGUGUGCACCGUUGCGCAGAGCGACGGCGCCCGGCAACCAGCAGCCCUGAUGUAUCGCCCCGGAAUAAGCCACAGUCCUCUCCUAAAAAGAAAGAAAAGAAAGACAAGGAUCGGGAAAAUGCCCAAGAAAAGAGUGCCUUAGCUCUCCGCAAACGCUACUCUACGCCUUCUGGCCAGGCGCGUCAGCUGCAUGUACCUGAAGGCAGCCCAAGCCCCAAGGCCAGGCCAGCCUCACCAGCUGUGGUCAAACAGCGCCCUGCCUCGCCAAGCCCGGGACCCAGUAUUUCACAUCGGUCAAGCCUGGCUCGCAGUGCCCAGUCUUCCCCCAAGAGACGAGCUCGCAGGGAGCCCGAGGGCCAACCGAAGGCCCGUGAACGCAAGAACGAACCCAAGGAACGUGGGGUGGCUUCUCCAGCCCCAGAGGAGAGCCUGAAGGCAACUGGGAGCAGCGAAACACCAACAGAUGUCGCUGCCCCCUCUGGGCCUGCCAGCCUGAUGCCUCCACCUCCUCCUCCAACACCAGGCAAGCCAAUGGCUGGCACCACAGACCAAGAAGAAGCUGCUAGACUGCUGUCUGAGAAAAGGCGGGAAGCACGGGAACAGCGGGAGCGGGAGGAGCAGGAGCGGAAGGAGCGAGAGGAACAGGAGCGGCGCCAAGUGGAGGAGAGGGCCCAGCAAGAAGCCAGAGACCGCCUUCAGCAGCAGGUUGAGCUGGCUAGGCUGGAGGAGCAGCAGGCCCGGCGGGAGGAGCAGGAGGCCCAGGAACGGGCUCGGGCGGAGCAAGAGGAACAAGAACGGCUGCAGAAGCAGAAGGAGGAAGCCGAAGCUCGGGCCCGGGAAGAGGCUGAACGCCAGCGAGUGGAACGGGAAAAACAUUUCCAGAAGGAAGAACAAGAGCGGCUGGAGAGGAAGAAGCGCCUGGAAGAGAUCAUGAAACGGACACGAAAAGCCGAUGGAGCUGAUGCAAAGAAGAAAGAGGACAAGAAGAUGGUGAACGGCAAGGAAGGGAAGCAAGGGGGUGGAGUGUGUCCAGAUAGCAAGAAAUAUCCCGGAAGUCUUCCCAAAGAAGAAGAACUGCCCGAGAUGCAACCCUCCAGUCCAGCCAGUCGCAAAGGGCCAGGUCCGGAAGAUAUGCAGCACAGCUGCCCCAUCAACCCCACCCUGACCCUGGUGAAUGGCCUGCAGUCCAGCAAGCAUGAGAAUGGCUUCCCCUCUCCCCAGGAGCCCGGUGGACGGGAGCACCCUGCAGGGUCCGGGCUAAGCGUGGCUAAUGAGCCCAUCCUGCCUUUUGCCAACAAGGAGCCCUUCCUCAACAACGCCGUGGCCAAGGCGCCCCAGGUCACAGAGGUUCUGUAGAAGGGAAUGCCAAAGGACGGGGGCAACGGCCGGCCAUCUGCAGGCUACGUUAGAAUGGAGGAGGUUGACCCGGGGUGAAUUCUGCCCCUCUCUGGACGUGAGGGCAAUGCAAGGAGCCAGGCUGGGGUGCCAGCCCUGUGGACUCACUCACACUUCUUCCUGUCCUCAUUUUAUGACUAGUAUUAUUUUUUUAAUAAGCACCUUAUCCGACUGACCCCAUCUCAUAGCUCAUCUUCAACACUAUAUAACCACAUAGUUAUUUAACUGGCUGGGUAACAAAGGAUGUGAAUAAUGUAUAUAAACUUGGAUGCUAGCACGAGGACUGCGCCUUUGUGAUCUGGCUGCCCCUGCAUUUUUAGGUGAGGGCCGGAUCGCAAGGAGGGGAGAUCAGACCCCCAACUCCAGAAGGGUUUUCCUAAACAAGGGUGUGUCAGUGUUGCAGGUGAGGGUGUGUUCCGGCUAACGGGAAGCAUUUAGAUCAGUGUUUCCUAACCUGGACAACUUUAACUCUUCCCAGUUCCCCAGCCAGCCAGCCACCCAGCCAAGGUUGAGAAACAUGGAUCUAGAUCUCUUAUUUAAAAACCUCUCCCUGUCGGUCUCAGCCAGGAGAUGGGCAACAUUGUGUGGUUGUGUGUGAGUGUAUGUGUGUGUGCACUGUUAGCGACUCAGCAGCUGCCAUCGUCCAACACACUGUGCUUUUUUUUGAGGAGGGGGUGCUGCUGUUUCUCAGUGGGGCAUUGACUGGGGCUGCUGCGCUCAAUGUCACGGUGACAGUAUUAUGCCUCUGAGCAACCUUUGUGGACAAUAAAAUGGAGAAAUCAAG
Molecule: messenger RNA, 3352 nt
Organism: Crotalus tigris (Tiger rattlesnake)
Lineage: Eukaryota; Metazoa; Chordata; Lepidosauria; Squamata; Viperidae
Gene: MAP7D1
Product: MAP7 domain containing 1
Exons: 18
Coding region: 46-2529 (827 amino acids)
Biological process (GO): microtubule cytoskeleton organization
Cellular component (GO): microtubule cytoskeleton
Source: RefSeq, a predicted model, not a curated record